AACUGCGCCAGCACAUCCAGUUUCAAUGGCUUCCGAGGUCCUAAAAACGAAGAAGCGCAAGGGCGCCACCGACGUCUCACCAAAACCCAAAAAACAGAAGUCAGAGAAUGCGGCCACUACGACGAGGCAGUCCACGAAAGCUCUCAAAGCCGCUAUCGAGCCCGUCGAUGCGCUUUCCACGAAAUCUCCGGCUAAAGUACCUCGCCCGCGAGCCCAGGACUUUUUCGAGCCAGAAGUUCAGCCCACCAAAGACGAGACUGCGAAGGAGAGGAAGUACAAGAAGGGCAAGAGGGGCGAUGUGAAACCUGCUGGAGCUAAAACUGGUGUAGCGGGUAUGGAAUUAGACGCUGCCUCUGUGCACGAGAAACCAAACAAGGUAAACAAGAGCGAAGGCGCAGACGCUGAGGUCCAAGCUGGUGUGGAGGUUUCUACUAUGCCAGCGAAGAAGGCCAAGAAGUCGAAGAAAGGGAAAGGGAAGCCUGUCGGCCAAGUGGAGGAGGUCUCGGUUGACAAGGACAUGAAGGAGAGGGCCGAGGAUGAGGUUCCUGCGCCCAGCGGCGACAAGAAGUUAAAGAAAGAGAAUGCAUCCAAAAAGGCGGCAGGGCCGAAGCAGAUGAUUUCUGAGCCCGCUAUUCAAGCUAAAGAAGUGGAAGCAGUGGAAAAUGAAGAUAGCGACGAGGCUGACCAAACCGCGGCACUUCUUGCUGGCUUCGAGAGCGACGGAGACGAUGCCGACCCGGAGGAGGAUGCGGAUUUUGACGGGACAGUAAAUCCCGCCAUUCCCCAGAUGCUCCGGAAUGAACUGAACAAGGCUGCUAAGAAUAAAGGGAAAAAAGGCGGGAAAGUGGGAGUGAUCUUCGUUGGUCGCCUUCCACAUGGGUUUUUCGAACCCCAGAUGAAGGCCUACUUUUCGCAAUUUGGCACCGUUACACGUCUCCGUCUGUCCCGCAACAAGAAAACGGGCGCUUCGAAGCACUUCGCAUUUGUUGAAUUUGCCUCUGAAGAAGUUGCACAAGUCGUGGCCAAAACAAUGGACAAGUACCUUCUCUUUGGUCACAUUUUGCAAUGUAAAAUCAUCCCAGAAGAGCAGGUUCAUGUGGAUCUCUUCAAAGGUGCCAACGCCCGCUUCAAAGUCAUGCCCAGAAACAAAAUAGCAGGCAGUGAAAUGAAACGGGGUGCGGAGCGCAUGGUUUGGGAGAGGCGGGUGGAGAGGGAGACUAAGAAGAGGGCCAGCAGGAACGCGAAGCUCAUAGAACAGAUGGAUUAUGAGUUCACUGCACCUCCACUGAAGGCCGUCGAUGAUGUCCCGAUGAAAGAACAGGCUCUUGAAGAUGACGUGGCUCAGCAAUUGCUCAUUGAGGCAGCUGAUCAGGAGAAGCCUGACAAAGACGAAGAGACGAACCCUGGCCAGCUGGUCGUCUCUGAGACUGUCAGAACUAAGAAGCCAAAGAAAGGUUCCAAAGCCAAGCCCGAGACUGGCGCUACCGGGAAUGCAGCAACGGAGGUUAGCGAGAAAAUUGAGUCCGUCAGAGAGAAGAGGAUUAAGAAAGAUAAAAAACCAAAGGUUAGCGUGGUGGCAGAGACAAAAGAAGAGACAAAAGCUGUCGAGGGUGGCGAGGUUGGAAAGGUUAAGAAAACGAAGAAGGCAGGUCAACCAGAGAGUGUUGUUGAGGAGACGAUCAAGGAGAAGAAACGCAAGGCUAAAGCCCCUGAUCAAGACGGAGCUGAGGCCAAGAAGGUCAAGAAGGCGAAGAAGGUAAAGGCUUCUGUUGCUUAAACCCCAAGUAUCAGGCAACUAAGACUUAGAGAGGGCGAAUACUCUGGGUAAUAAAACGUGUGCGGAUCUUUUUGGGAGAAACUUUCGC
This is a messenger RNA of Lindgomyces ingoldianus, 1865 nucleotides long. RefSeq lists its product as uncharacterized. The record is from RefSeq and is a predicted model, not a curated record. Gene Ontology annotation, cellular component: nucleolus. Gene Ontology annotation, molecular function: RNA binding. NCBI's taxonomy places the organism in Eukaryota, Fungi, Ascomycota, Dothideomycetes, Pleosporales, Lindgomycetaceae. The transcript is spliced from 3 exons. The coding region runs from base 26 to 1777 and encodes 583 amino acids. Gene Ontology annotation, biological process: maturation of LSU-rRNA from tricistronic rRNA transcript (SSU-rRNA, 5.8S rRNA, LSU-rRNA).